ACGGCACCAUGCCGGUGGAAAGGAUGCGCAUGCGCCCAUGGCUAGAGGAACAGAUCAACUCGAACACGAUACCAGGGCUGAAGUGGCUGAACAAGGAAAAGAAGAUCUUCCAGAUCCCCUGGAUGCAUGCAGCGAGACACGGCUGGGAUGUGGAGAAGGACGCACCGCUCUUCAGGAACUGGGCCAUCCACACAGGAAAGCAUCAACCAGGAGUAGACAAACCCGAUCCAAAAACAUGGAAGGCGAAUUUCCGAUGUGCCAUGAACUCCUUGCCUGAUAUUGAAGAAGUCAAGGAUAAAAGUAUAAAGAAAGGAAAUAACGCCUUCAGAGUAUACCGGAUGUUGCCCUUAUCUGAGCGGCCUUCUAAAAAAGGAAAGAAACCAAAGACAGAAAAGGAAGACAGAGUUAAGCGAAUCAAGCAAGAACCAGUUGAGUCAUCUUUGGGGCUUAGUAAUGGAGUAAGUGAUCUUUCUCCUGAGUACGCGGUCCUGGCUUCAGCUAUAAAAAAUGAAGUGGAUAGUACGGUGAACAUCAUAGUUGUAGGGCAGUCACACCUGGACAGCAACAUCGAGGACCAAGAAAUUGUCACCAACCCGCCAGACAUUUGCCAGGUGGUGGAGGUGACCACCGAGAGCGAUGAGCAGCCGGUCAGCAUGAGCGAGCUGUACCCUCUGCAGAUUUCCCCCGUGUCUUCCUACGCAGAAAGCGAAACCACCGACAGUGUGCCCAGCGACGAGGAGAGCGCCGAGGGACGACCGCCCUGGCGGAAGCGGAACAUCGAAGGCAAGCAGUACCUCAGCAACAUGGGCACGCGGAGCACCUACCUGCUGCCCAGCAUGGCCACCUUCGUGACCUCCAACAAGCCCGACCUCCAGGUCACCAUCAAGGAAGAGAACUACCCGAUGCCUUUCAGCAGCUCCUGGCCCCCGUACCCCGACCACCCACUCGCGGCCUCCGUGGCCCCCGCACCCAGCGGCAGCCGGCCGGACCGCGAGACCCGGGCCAGCGUCAUCAAGAAGACGUCCGACAUCGCCCGCGUCAAGAGCUGUUAGGCCUGCGACCUCCCCGGCGGUCGGUCGUCGGCACGUCUCGGCUUCGUGUUGUUUGUUUGUAUUUUAUUUUUCUCUCUGACACCUGUUCUAGACAAAUCGAAGGGACAGAGCCUCGGCCACAGGACAGUGACCGCUGUGUCCGGCCGCGGCGCCGGCCGGGCUUCUCUCUAACUCAGGACGCCAGCCCGGUGGCGGACACGUGUCUCUAGAGCCUGCUGGGUCUCCCGGGGCUGCUCCCCAAGUGCAAGGACGGCAUAGGACCAACCCCCACGCGGCUGCCUGCGGCCGCGGCCACCUCGCGGAGCGGACGCCUCGGAGCGAGCGGAGGAGAAAAUGUGAACGAGCUGGAAGAGGUUAUCCUUGUGAAUAUGUACAUAGGGCAGUACUAGCGACUCGCCGGCUUCUGCACCUUAUCGUAAAGCACUUACAGAUAGACCUUCUCGAGCCCUGGCCUACUUCUCGGCACACUCGGCCCUCCCCUGCCCCCCACCCCGUCCCCCCCCUCCUCCUCCCCCGGCGGCUGUGGGCUCCACACGCACCCGGAGGAGGAGGAGAGGAAAGGGCACUUCUCCACAGAUGUCCCCUGUGCAGACUGCUUUAAGAGAGAGAGCAUCUUUCUAAAUCUGCUAAUGCUUGAAGGCCACGCGGUACAAAGGAAAAUGAUCUUGAGAUCUUAUGCAAAUUCCCAGAUUUGAAGAUAAAAGAGAGAGAGAGAAUCCUCUAAUUCUAACCAGAGCAAGCUUUUUUAUUUUUUAUACAGGGGAAUAUUUUAUUCAAGGUAAAAAAAAAUUCUAAAUAAAAUAAAAUCGUUUUUUAUCUUUUCUACAGCAAAUUUAUAAUUUUAAGAUUCCUUUUCUUGUUUCUCAGCAGUUGUUAUGACACCCUUGUGGCACACUGUUUUUUAAUUUUGUAAAGGUGAAAAAGCUUUUAUGAGCUCAUGUAGCAAUCAAAUUAUCCUGUGGAUUGAUAAUAAAUGAAUAUGAUAUAUAGUUAAAUUUUUAA
Myotis lucifugus (little brown bat) is the source of this 2054-nucleotide messenger RNA. It is a transcript of the gene IRF2, whose product is annotated as interferon regulatory factor 2. Gene Ontology annotation, cellular component: nucleus. NCBI's taxonomy places the organism in Eukaryota, Metazoa, Chordata, Mammalia, Chiroptera, Vespertilionidae. The coding region runs from base 9 to 1052 and encodes 347 amino acids. Gene Ontology annotation, biological process: immune system process; regulation of transcription by RNA polymerase II. The record is from RefSeq and is a predicted model, not a curated record. The transcript is spliced from 9 exons. Gene Ontology annotation, molecular function: RNA polymerase II cis-regulatory region sequence-specific DNA binding; DNA-binding transcription factor activity, RNA polymerase II-specific.